CAGGGCGGUGGUAAGGAGAAGUCGCGGUGUUUCCGCUCGCGUCCCGUUUGUGAAGCUUUGCUGUGAAGCGUCAGCCCCCGGCGGCGGCGGCCCCUUUAAGAAAGAAGCGCCGCACACUGACGAAAUUUCCCCGGCCCUGCUCUCUCUGCCAGUCUGUGUAGAUCGACAACAGAUCGGAGCAGCGCCGGUAUCUGCAAGCUCCGGGCCAACGGCGCUGGUCAGGAAAGCUCUCUCCAGGGAGGAGGGGGGACACGCAACUGGUAUUUUUUUCCCACUGUCUGCCUGCCUGACCGCUCAGCUCUCAGCAGGAGACGACAUUUAGUCGGCUUUCAGAAAUUAGCGGAUGUAUCGUCGGGAUGGAUGGACGGAGUGAGCGGCAUUCGCCGUGAGACUGGCGCUAAUUUGACGUCCUGAGCAGCAGGUGUACAGAAGGAUAAAGCAGACUAAAAGGCAAUCUCAGUGUUCAUGAAACUUUGCUACGAUUUACGUGCUGGGGUUGCCGUCCGCCAUGUUAAGGUAAAGCCCAGGUGUGCGGUGUUGACCAUGCUAAAGCGCCUGGACAAGAUCCGCUUCCGAGGCCCCAGGACGAGAGACGAAUUCCCGGAUCUGGCCGAGUCGCCACCUGCCUCUGACAACGAAUGUAGCGACGACAUGCAGCUGAAGCCGAGAGCAGCUCUGCGUGACACAGAGGACGUCCUGCGAGAACCCAGGCUUGAAGAAAAUGGAAACGGAGGUGCUGUCAGACAGGAAGUGUUUGCAUCGGCAGAGUUUAGCAGAGCUGGUUCGGGGUCUCCUACUAUGGCUGCAGCCAUACAGGACUUCCAGAGGUCAGAGUCAGAGCGGCUCAACGAAGUCAAGGGUCAUUUGGAAAUUGCCUUAUUGGAGAAACAUUUCCUACAGGAGGAACUGAGGAAGCUGCGGGACGAGACCAGCGUGGACUCCCUGCGGCAGGAGCUCGAGAGGGAGCGAAGCAAAAGGAUAGACCUGGAGCAGAAGAUGAGCGAUUUGCUCAAAACCAGGCUAGAGGACUCUCCACCACAACCUCCCAGAAAGCAGCAGUCGCCCUCAAACAACAGAACAGCAGAGAAACAGCAGAAGGAAGUGUGGAGUUCACGGCUGCAGAAGUGGCUGUACGAGCGCUUCGGGGUUUACAUGGAAGACUUCCGCUUCCAGCCGGAGGAAAGCACAGUGGAGGCUGAGGAACCGCUAAGUGCUAAAAGGUUGACAGAAAACAUGAGGCGACUCAAGCGAGGAGCCAGACCUGUCACCAACUUCUUAAGGAACCUCUCCGCCUUAUCUAAUUGGCACUCCGUGUACACCUCAGCUAUUGCCUUCAUUAUUUACAUGAAUGCUGCUUGGCAUGGCUGGGCCAUUCCCAUGUUCCUCUUCCUGGCUAUCCUACGCUUGUCCUUAAAUUACCUCAUUGCCAGAGGUUGGAGGAUCCAGUGGAGCAUUGUGCCUGAGGUCUCUGAACCCAUGGAGCCUCCAAAGGAAGACUUGACUGUGUCUGAGAAGUUUCAGCUUGUACUUGACGUUGCACAAAAAGCACAGAACCUCUUUGGAAAGAUGGCUGAUGUUUUAGAGAAGAUAAAGAAUCUGUUCAUGUGGGUGCAGCCAGAGAGCACCCAGAAACUUUACGUCUGCCUGUGGGUGACUUUCAUCACCUCCUGCGUCCUGCCGUACAAACUGCUGGGCUUUAUGAUUGGCGUGUACGCCGGCAUCAAGUUCUUCAUCAUAGACUUCCUGUUUAAGAGUUGCCCGAAGCUCCGCGACAAGUAUGACACGCCUUACAUCGUGUGGAACAGCCUUCCCACCGACCCCCAGCUCAAAGAGAGGACAAACGCCACGGUGUCGAGACGGCUCUCUGGCACUGAGAAGGUCCAGCCGGUGGUUUCUCGUGGAAGCCUCGCCAACGUCCCGUGUGGGGGGAGCAGAGAGGAGGACAGCGGUCGCUCUCACAGCACCAAGAAGGGAGCUUUCCACGAGAUUUUCAACCUGCCAGAGUCAGAGCGCCCUCUGCCGGUCUGUGAAAAUGGCUGGAGGUGUUGCCUGAUAAACCGAGACAGGAAGAUGCCCACAGACUACAUCAGGAACGGGAUGCUUUACGUCACGGAGAAUUACCUGUGCUUUGAGAGCUCCAGCUCCAGAUCGAGCUCCUCAAAGAAGCAUAAAGUCAUCAAGUUGGUGGACAUCACUGACAUACAAAAGUACAAAGUGUUGUCAGUCCUACCAGGAAGUGGGAUGGGCAUUUCAAUAGCCACUCCUUCCACUCAGAAGCCAUUGGUGUUUGGUGCCAUGAUCCACAGGGACGAGGCUUUCGAGGCCAUCUUCACCCAGUACAUGAAGAUCGUGACCAGCAAACCGCCGGCCAGCGCCGAGCUCUAAAGAGCCUUCAGCACUCCUCCGCCGGGGCUGAAGUCUGAUGCAGAGAACCUCCCGAGUCUCAGCCGAACUGGAUGACAUUCUCUAACGCCGCACUCUUCGACCGUGUGUGAGCUGCCUCCUCCUCUUCCUCAUCAUCAUAGUCGAUGAUCUCGGCCCAGUUGGUGGAUUUUUCUGCUUAGGCCACGUUAGAGGGAAUAUGUGGGUGUAGCUGGUGUUUAGUCACAUGACGCUUUUCCUGUGGGUGAUUAUGGACAAAAUUUGCUAAGAGAGGAGGAUGAUCAGUGUGGUUUUAUCAAUCAUCAGGAGGCUGGUGAGGGAGGCUGGCCUCCUCUCCCACCUGCUGACCACUUGACUUAGCUGGCUGUGUGUGUGUGUGUGUGUGUGUGUGUGUGUGUGUGUGUGUGUGUUAAUUUGCAUCUUAAGUGACUCUGAUGUUCUCUACUGUGGUAGGAAGACUUCAUACAGCUCUCAUCAACCUGGAUGUAUUUAAAAACAAACAGUUCAAACUGCCACAUGUGUAAAAACGAGCUUUUCCAAAUCACUGCAAAAACAAAUAUUCAGACAGGCUGAGCGGUGCUUCGCCUCAUCCAUGGCUGUAUUUUAAUUUAAUUUUUUUUAAAUAAAGUGUAUUAUUAGCUGUGAUGACUGCUGACACGGGAGCCUUCCUUAGUUUACACCACCGCUGGCUUGGUCUCUCUUGUCUUGACGAAGCAAAAACGUCCACUGCUGCGUUCGGCAUCCGUGUUUGUGAAACAGUGCAGUGACGUUUUCAUGUUAAAUGCCUUUAUUUUGAAAAAUGUCUUUUGGUCUUUGUAACAGAUCCUUUUUUUUAUUUUCUCGACAAGAGCACAACACCGCCUGCUGUUUAAACUCUCGACACAUGGAGACCAUUUAUUUGUCCCGUCUCUGCUGUUCUCCCUGCACUUUAUUAAAAACUGGAAAUGCUGA
Maylandia zebra (zebra mbuna) is the source of this 3333-nucleotide messenger RNA. It is a transcript of the gene gramd4a, whose product is annotated as GRAM domain containing 4a. NCBI's taxonomy places the organism in Eukaryota, Metazoa, Chordata, Actinopteri, Cichliformes, Cichlidae. Gene Ontology annotation, biological process: apoptotic process; negative regulation of toll-like receptor 9 signaling pathway. The record is from RefSeq and is a predicted model, not a curated record.